Molecule: messenger RNA, 1833 nt
Organism: Trifolium pratense (red clover)
Lineage: Eukaryota; Viridiplantae; Streptophyta; Magnoliopsida; Fabales; Fabaceae
Product: putative proline-rich receptor-like protein kinase PERK6
Exons: 8
Coding region: 1-1623 (540 amino acids)
Biological process (GO): protein phosphorylation
Molecular function (GO): ATP binding; protein kinase activity
Source: RefSeq, a predicted model, not a curated record
AUGGGUUCACCCCCACACAACAAUUCACCAGAUGAUGCUACACCUGAUAAUGCUACCCCUGAUGAUGCUGAUGGAUCAUCAUCAAGAAAUCCACCUUCUUCAUCUUCAUCACACAAAUCAAGUAAAUCAUCAUCAAAAAAUAGCAGCAACAAUGAUGAUGAUAGUAAGGCCAUAAUUGGAGCUGCUGUUGGAGCUGGAUUUGUUAUUCUUGUCUUGGUUUGUUUUUGUUUAAUUUGUAAGAGGAGGAAGAAGAAGAAGGGAAACCCGCAAAAUUAUUAUUAUGGUCCUGGAGAAAAUUCAAAAGGGAGCAAUUAUUACCACAGUGGACAACAUCCUCAUCCAAAUUGGCAAGGAGGCCCAGGACCAGGCCCAAGUCCAAGCCCACAUGGAAUGGAUCAUGUUGUUAGAGUCCAACAAGCACCAAAUGGAAGUGGUGUUUGGGGUGCACCACACCCUUUAAUGAAUAGUGGUGAAAUGAGUGCCAAUUAUUCAUAUGGAAUGGGCCCACCUAUGCCUCCUCCUUCACCAGGCCUAUCUCUUAGUCUCAAGGGUGGUACCUUCACUUAUGAGGAAUUGGCAUCAGCUACUAAGGGAUUUGCUAAUGAGAAUAUUUUAGGACAAGGUGGUUUUGGUUAUGUCCAUAAGGGAACUUUACCUAAUGGAAAAGAAGUUGCUGUUAAAAGUUUAAAAUCGGGUAGUGGGCAAGGCGAGCGUGAGUUUCAAGCAGAGAUUGAUAUCAUUAGUCGUGUUCAUCAUCGUCAUCUUGUGUCGCUUGUUGGAUAUUGUGUUUCCGGUGGACAAAGAAUGUUGGUUUAUGAAUUUGUUCCAAAUAAAACUUUGGAACAUCACCUUCAUGGAAAGGGUGUGCCUACCAUGGAUUGGCCUACUAGAAUGAAAAUUGCAUUAGGAUCAGCUAAAGGGCUUGCUUAUCUUCAUGAAGAUUGUAGUCCUCGCAUUAUCCAUCGUGAUAUUAAGGCUGCUAAUGUUCUAAUUGAUGAUAGCUUUGAAGCUAAGGUGGCUGAUUUUGGAUUGGCUAAGUUAACUACUGAUACUAGCACACAUGUUUCAACCCGUGUCAUGGGAACAUUCGGGUACAUGGCCCCAGAAUAUGCAUCAAGUGGAAAAUUGACAGAGAAAUCAGAUGUUUUCUCCUUUGGGGUUAUGCUACUAGAACUCUUAACUGGGAAACGACCUUUGGAUUUGACCAAUGCCAUGGACGAAAGCUUAGUCGAUUGGGCUCGACCACUCUUGAAUAAAGCACUAGAGGGGGAUGGCAACUUUAGUGAAUUGGUGGAUCCAUUUUUGGAAGGAAAAUACAAUCAUCAAGAAAUGAUAAGAUUGGCAGCUUGUGCUGCUAGUAGCAUUUGUCAUUCUGCUAAGAAACGUAUAAAAAUGAGUCAGAUAGUAAGAGCAUUAGAAGGUGAUGUUUCACUAGAAGACUUAAAGGCAGGGAUGGUGAAAUCUUCAGGAGGGAAUGCAAGUGCUUAUACCUUUACAGCUGGCUCAGAAUAUGAUACACAGCAAUACAAUGCAGAUAUGAUGAAAUUUAGAAUGGCAAUAAUGUCAAAUCAAGAAUUUGGUGAUAGCAGUGAACUCUCUAGUAAGGAGAUGGGUCGUCACUAGAAACACAAGGAGUCACUUCUUAGAUAUUUAUACAACUUAAUCAAAUCAAAGAGUUUGAAUAAUUUUCAUGACAUAAUCAUGUUUUUAAGCACACACUUGAUAGAAAAGGGAAAAACAAACACAUUAAAUGUGAUGUCUUGUUGUGGAAAUUUGAGAAUGGAUGUGUAGUUUUGGGGCAUUGUUGGAGAUUUUGGAGUGUUUGAGAAUCAC